This is a messenger RNA of Pieris rapae (cabbage white), 6302 nucleotides long. Its product is annotated as ataxin-2 homolog. The record is from RefSeq and is a predicted model, not a curated record. Gene Ontology annotation, molecular function: RNA binding. Gene Ontology annotation, cellular component: cytoplasmic stress granule. Bases 342 to 3155 code for a protein of 937 amino acids. NCBI's taxonomy places the organism in Eukaryota, Metazoa, Arthropoda, Insecta, Lepidoptera, Pieridae. Gene Ontology annotation, biological process: cytoplasmic stress granule assembly. The transcript is spliced from 19 exons.
ACAGCGCCAUGUUGUAUUCCUGCGCUGAUUGCAGGCACGAGAAAUCUGCCAACCCGUUUAUUUUUUGGGAUUAGUUCCCGAGAAUAAAUUGAACUGCGAUUUUGUAUUCAAAUAUAUUUGAUUUUAUAUUUGUUGGCAAAUGUUAUAGACUUUAGUGAAAUCGAUGCAUCCUUGUUGUCGCAUUUUGAGUGUUAACUCUUAAUUUCAACUGCAGUUUUGUGCAUCCGCGAAAGUUGAAAGGACUGUGUUGUAAAAGAAAGAAGUGAUAAUUAGCCAAAAUUCCGGUCCCUACGCGUAGACGAGAAGGUGCCUACCCGCCGGGGCAGUCGGGCGAAGGAGAUAUGAACAACAAACGAAAAAAUCGCCAAGGGCCACCGAGGUCACCACGAGGUCGUGUGGUAGCAGAGGGUGUUUACAACAAUCCACACUUCAUGCAUGCCAUGACCUCACAUGUCGGAGACAUCGUGCAAGUGCUAACACCCUCGGGCGGUCUCUGGGAGGGUGUCUUCAAGACUUUCAGUUCACACUUUGACAUUGUUCUAGAAGUAGCCCACCGCGUGGACCAAGAGGGUGUAGUGGCGGUGGAUUCUGUGGUUGAGAAAUUAAUCUUCAAACCCGAGGACGUGGUGUCCAUCCGGGCAAAAGACGCAGACCUCGAAUAUGCCACACAUGACGUGUUUCAGACAGAUAGUGCUAUCUCUAGCAAAUUUAAUGGUAAUGGCCGUUCAGCCGAAGAUCGGCAGUUGGAGCCAUGGGACGGUUGUGAUGGUGACACGGGUGAUUCACCCUCUGUAAAUGGGGACGCUAGGCUCGAUGAACUAGAGUUAGACCACCGAGCCAACGGCUGGGACGCAAAUGACAUGUUCCGUAAGAAUGAAGAAGUGUAUGGCGUACACAGUACAUAUGACCAUUCAUUAACGGGGUAUACUUUGCAACUUCAGAGGAAGGACACACAGGAUUACAGGGAAGCUGAAGCGAAAGCUGAAGAAAUAGCGGCUGAAAUAGAAGGAACAGCUACAUACAAAGCUCGAAUUGAAUUGGAAAACGGUGAUGAAGAAGAAAGAUUCGCAGCUGUAGUAAGGCCGCAACAGGAGCAACCCAAAUAUGUUAUACCGAAUAAGAGGAAGCCAGGACAGCAGCAACAGCAAGUAAACAAGCCAGUGAAAUCAGGAAACGGGGGCGGGUCCCCCGGGGGUGGUAAGGCCCGAGACAAAGACCCAAGACCACCUCGGCACCAUCUUACGCCACCAGCACCGCCCGCAGACAGACGGGAUGAACAUACGUCGGGCAACCCAUCCGGCACACCAGGCAACAAGAGCUACGCGGCGCAAGCGGCUGGCCACCACCCGCCACCAUUCCCGCAUCAUUCGCAUUCACAAUCAAACAGCAAAAUGAACGGCGAACCGCGUGCCUCUGGGCCACGGCAAGGAUUCCCAUCGCAUCACCAUCACAGCGGGCCACAAGAGGCUGGUAGAUCACGGCACGGCUCUCAAGAUAUAAGAGACCAACGAGACCCCAGGGAUCAACGGGAUCCGAGAGACCAGCGAGACCCCAGAGACCAACGAGACUCCAGAGACCAACGGGAUCCCAGAGACCAAAGGGAUCCCAGAGACCAAAGGGACCCCAGAGACCAAAGGGAUCCUAGGGAUCAACGUGACCCCAGAGACCGAGAAUCACGGGACCAAAGAGAUCAGAGAGACAGGGACUCACGGGAACAACGGGAGGCCAGGGAUCCAAGAGACCAACGUGAUCGGGAACCAAGAGAGCAGAGGGAGCCCAGGGAACCACGCAGGCACGAGGAGUUUCAGGAUCUACGCAAGUUCCAUCAAGACUUCAAACUGGUGACGUCACCGGCCCCUGCGCCGCAAGCAUCGCCCCCUCAAAUGGCCCCACCCGCGCAGAUGGCCCCGCCACAGCAGCCGCCCACGCAGCCUCCACAGCCAGUUUUACCACAGCCACAGCCCCCUGUCGUCGUACACAAUCCGCAGCCUCAGUUGCAGCCCCAGCCCUGCCCAGUAGUGCCGAGUCCUCCAGAGGUAUCAGCCAACGUAGGACCCCCGUCAGAGCCCCACAAGAGGCCUGCAAGGGCACCAGAGCAUCACAAGCCGCCUCCUGUCCCCACGGAAGAAGUAGAGGACACGAGUCGGUCUCCCGAAGCAAGUUCUCCCGGAGUAGAACGUGCUACUGCCACCCUCAAGAAAUCCACAUUGAACCCCAACGCAAAGGAGUUCAAUCCCAGUGCGAAGACUUUCACACCAAGAAGUCCUACUACACCAUCGCACAGCAGGCCACAUACGCCGGGAACUCCAGUGGGCGUCAAUAUGGGUGUAGGACCGGUCGGGUUGAACGUUGUAGGCGGCUAUGUGCCUGCACCGCCGCCAGGACCUCACAUGAUUCCCGCAUAUGCUGCAGUAAUGGCGGCGGCGGCGGCAGCCUCACAACAGCCGCCUGCUUAUCUACCGCAUCCACAUCCCAUAUAUGGUCCGAUGCCCGGUGGCGGCGUUGCAGGCGCUGCGGGUCAACAUGCGCCUCUGCAAACACAACCACGGGGGAACUUCAGAAAAGGUAUGCCGGUAGCCACAGCGACCGGCCAACCUCUACUGACUGGUGCGCCCAUGCAGCCCUUCGUGUCCUACCCGCACCCACAUCCCCACCCAGCGCCACCGCAGCCCACUCUACAGUACCCGCAUAUGUAUGACUUGCAGGUGCGCAUGUACCACCCAGGUGGGGCGGUGGGCAUGGGGGGAGCUGUAGGUGUGGGGGGCGGAGCGGUGGGAGUGGGAGGUGCGGUGGCGGAAUACGCGCCCCCCUCCGCUUCGCCCGCCGCGGCCUCCCCCGCCCUAUACCCCCCGCCAUCGCCCGCGCACACGCCGCACCCGCAUCAGCAUCAACACCCGCACCAACCACAUCACCAUUACCAGCAGCAGCCCUUCCAGUACAUGCCGCAAGUGCUGUGUCCGCUGAUGGGCGGCGGAGCUGGUGCCCAUCACCAUCACCACCACCACGUGGCUUACCUGAACCACGCGCCACCAACCGCCUCGCCGCCCCACCACCCACACCAUCCCCACCAUCAUCCCGUGCAGCAAGUACUACUACCACCACAGCAGCCCUCAGGAGGAUCAAGCACGCCUGGAAUACAUUCCUCUCACCCGUAGAGCGCAUCCUCCCGCCUAUUGACCCAAUCGCACCGCCCUACCACCCACUCGCCGUGCUAAGCCCGCCCGCCCUAUAACACCUGUUUGGUGCGUUUUAACUUUAAUUAAAAAUGUAUACGGCUAAGCCGUACGUCGGAAUUACGUUAUUUACUAAAAACAGUUUAUCAUAUAUAUUUACAUACACUUUCUAAGAUCAUGUUGUUUGAAUUAUUAAAUUCAUGUUCAAUUAAAAAUUUAAAUCUUUUUUUGGCUCAUGAUAUAACAUUCCAUAUUGAAGAAUCAUGUCUUUAUAUUACGAUUUAUAAAACAAAUAUAUUUGCGAAGAGAAAAAGUUUAUUAAGAUAUAUUUAUUUAAAAUAUAUUAUAUAUAUAUAUAUUUAUUUUUCAAAAUAAUUUAGUCAUUUCUAUCUUCCCUAAACAACAGACAACAACACUAUUAUUUAUUUGGCAUUUUAAACACCAUAUCUACUAUAAAAAUGCCCAAAGUGCGUUAGUAAAUAUUGCAGACAAAAUUCUCAAAAGUUUAAGCCCUGCUUUUAAAUCCAUAUAAAAGCUAUGUACCUACCAAUAUAUAUAUGUAUAGGAUAGUGUAAGCUUAGCACGGCGGGAUUAAGGGAAACAUUUCUAUAUGUAUAUCCGAAAGCAUUGUCUAAACGGACAGUGUCGAUAAGUCGGAUUGUAUUAUAGGUAGAUAAAUUUCUUUCGGACUGGGUGGGUAGAAAUUAAUAGAUUUUCUAUAUAUCCACAGCAAUAUAAGAAAAUAUGAAAUUAACACAAGACAGCCGGUCUAACUUUCGUUUUUUUUUUGUUAUCGUGGCAGCUGACAUUCUUCGUUGCAUUUUUAAGAUCUUUAUAUUUUGUUAUCGACUGUUAAUUUCUACCACACCUUUCUAUUUAUUAUUUAGUGUUAAACCCUAUUUCCAUCACGAGUCAAUUGUAUUCUUGAACGGAAUUUCCUUUUGAGGAAGUUUGCUUCAUUGUGCGAACAGACAAAGAAACAUCAACUGAAUAUAGUUCUAUGGCACAGAUUCAAUUUUUGCGCCCGGUUGCUACUUUCCACAUACAGACAAGUGACAAAUACGCAUAGCAAGGCUAUUUUUCAAAAAAUAUGUAUUUUUUGACGGAUAACGCUGGCUUUCUGUCUUCUACAACUUGUAAAUAUAGCAACUUGGUGCUAUUUAGCAUAUAUAUAUACAUAUAUAUAUUUAACAAAAUCUUAAAAUUCCAUUUUUAUUUAGUAAGAUGUUUUUUUAUCUGGCCGUAUACGCUAUCUACAUCGGAUGAAUAUCGGAUGUGUAAUGUAAGCCUAUAUAAUAUAAAUGUAUAAUAUAUAAAUAUAUUUACGGUGACUGCCUUAUUGAGUUGUGUAUGAACGAAUGUUAGGCGAGGGAUAUAUGAAUUUUUACCAAAAAAUUACUUGAAUUGGUGAAAAGUGCGUAUAUUUUUCUUGAUGGAAUGAUGUGACAAUAAAACGAAAUUAGUAGGUAGAUAAUACAAUGUCGACACGAACGUAUAUAUUAAGUUGAUACGUCUCGUGUCAGCAGUGUAUCUUAUAAUUAUGUCACUGAUAAGAUGUAGAGGUAACAUUGCAGACGGCCUAGGACGAGUGCUAUAUUUAACUUACAGUUGACUGUUAGUAUAACAUAGCCAGACAAAUGUCUCACAAAAAAACGAUACCACGGUAAUGGAACUACAUCCACCCGCUAAGUUAAAUAUGGCAACCGGAAGCUGUUCAAUUCAGAAGCAAAUAUUGUCAAAUUUCUUUUGCUUGUUUAAAAAGGUCUUGAUUCGAGACUUUGACAUCGGCCAAAGAAUAAAAAUCGCCGACAUAUUCUAAACGUUUGUAAAAUCUAAACGUAUUUAUGAAAUUGAUUUUUUUUAUGGACUAAAUUUUCAUGUAGGAACUUAAAUAUAUUUUGGUAAAUUUCGGUCAUUGGGUAAACUCGUCCAAGGUCAGCUGCAACCAAAUUUUAAAUGUGUCUCUAAAUAUAUUUUACAGGCACAUUGAAGUUUAAUCAUACGAUACGAACAUUGGUUGGAACCAGUUUUGUAACCUGGUAAUUGUGUCCAAUGAAAGAAUUAGCUUAAAUAUAAUUUAAACACGCUGAGUAGGCCAAAACUAUCUUGUAAAGAAAUAUUAGCUUCGUUUACUUUCUUAAAAAUGCAUUUCGAGUAGGUUUACCGACCUUGACAGAUAUUCCCUUACAAAGCAUAUUUUAAUAUACAAUAAUAUUGAACAAACACACUUGGAAAGGUUUGUGGCAAUUCAAGUUUGCAAGUCAGAAUUCCUACAAAAAAUUGAAUUGAGUCGAUCGGAUUGAUAACCAAUCCUAUUCCUUGCACUAACUAUUCUUAUAGAAAUUAAUAUUCGUCCCCGGCGGACAUAUUAGUCUUAGACUAGUCUGGUGUCUUUAUUUGUUUACCUAUUGUAUUUAUUAUAGGUUUUUUGGCUCAAGUUAUCUGAGAUUUUAAGAGUCUUAAUUGCCCGAAUACUCAAAGGCCAUUUAGAUAUAACAGUAACCUUAUAUAGUUCUCCUAUUUUAGAAUAGCUAUAUGGAGAGACAGAGCAUUUUGAUUGACGUUUGAGUAUUUGGACAUAGAAGUGUUCGUAGAAGAUCAAUUGGAGAAGUAAGGUUAGACCGCCGCUUGGUGAGUCAUGCGGCCGAUGUGGACUUGUGUGCUUGUGUACCCACAUUAGUAAACUGGUUUAGAAGAAAUUUUUGAACUUGCUUGGUAGGAUUAUUAAUAUACAGAUGAACUUUAAAGAGACCUAACCUAAAUCGUCAUAUUAGGACAAGUCAAUAAUCCUGCACUUUAAAUCCUUUAUUUAUUUACAGUUAAUUGCGUAUAAGAAAACAAAAAAUCAUAAUAAAUCUAAAGAUGGAGUACAAAUCGCUUAUAAGCGAUCUCUUUCGGGCAACCUGUUCUAAGUCGGAUCUUUUUUCUCCAAUAACUGCAAUAAUAAAUAAUAAAUUAAUUCUAACUAUCUGCAAAUAAUACUAAACUCUACAGACUGUACACAAGUACAUCUAUUAAAAUUUAAUUUGUUACGUACUUUAAGGAAGUUUAUAGUUUUUAAAUUCGCUUACGAAUUAUAAUGAACCGGUUUAUUAACGAGGGUGAAUGUUGUGUGUUUGUUUGUAUGAA